UCGUGUUUUCAUUGCCUUUUAAAAAAAUCUCGAACAAAAUAUGACAAGAAAACAUCGGAUGAAUCGCCGGGCAGGAAAAUCACGGUUUCCACUGAAAAACUACUGAUAGUUAUCAGAUAUCCGAAAUAUAUGUAUAUUCAAUCGAAACGAGAACCAAAUCCGCGAAAAAACGCGAAUCGGAGUAAAUACAAGUUGACUUCUGCUGCAGCUGCCUAAGCGAUGCAAAAUGUGACAGGCGGCAGCAGCAGUAGCAGCAACUGCCUCAUCAAAGGUUACGCCGCAAUAGCCCCAGCUAAAUAUUAAACAAAAACGGAAACAAGAGUUUAAGACCAUGAACUAAACGGCUGAGCUGUAAAAUGCAAAGUAAUUCAAAUUUAAACUAGCUAGGACAUGAACCGCAAGCAACUGUACAUUCGAGACACCAACCGCAAAGCACAAACAUUUUGAAAAGGGCAGCAGCAAUAACAAAACCAACACAAAGGUUGAUGAGGGAAACCGCACGUGAACUACAAACAAAAUAAACAAAUUAGGAGAAGGAUAGAAAGGCGGAAGAUAGACAAGUGUUAGCGCAAACAGCAAAAGGCAGAUUUUUGCAUUGGCUUAGCGGGGACAAGAACCAACCAGUACAUCAACCAAUUAGGCGUUUAGCAAUUGAAGAAGACGUGCUGCAACAAAUAGCUCAACGAUCAGGCUGAGGAGAGUGACAGACUGAAACGAAGGCAGUUCGCCUGGAUCAACGGUAUGCCCAGCACGGCGGGCAGUGCAGCUGGCGUUUGGAUGGGCGCCCUGAUCAACAGUGCCGGCAGCAGCGCCAGUAGCGUCAUGGGCAUCGGCAUGGGCAGAGCAGCUGCUACGGGAGCAGGAGCACCAGGCAGCUCGGGAUCUGGAGCAGAGGCCUCCGCUGGCACUUUAAUCGCCCAGAGCACGGCGGGAACGAGCGCCGCCAGCAGCGGAACCAUGCCCUGGGACAACAAUGGAACCCUGCGAUCGAUCAAUCCCGGCGACUGGUCCAUCGAACAGAGCCUCGGGCCACAUCACCUGUACUUUCAGCUCGGCUGGGCCUUUCUCUUCCUAGCCUUUUUGGCUCCCCACGGUCCCUACGGUGCCCUGUGGAUGCGGGCCAUGCUGCUCAUUGGCUGCCUGAUGAUGGGCAUGCAUGGCUACUUGGUGGCCUUUGCAAAGGACGUCAUCCUGUGGUCGGGCAUGGGACUUUUUGUCAACUUCAUCUAUCUCGUCGUGGUGCUGUGCCGGCUGAGGCCUGUGCGAUUCGAGCAGGAAAUCGAAGCGGUGUACCUGGCACUUUUCCAGCCGCUGCACGUGACACGCCACCAGUUCAAGAAGGUGCUCAACUGCAUGAAGGUGAUACGUGCCCUGAAGUACCAGGAGGUCUACGCCCAGGAGAAGGUCACCAAGGUCGACAGCCUGUCGCUGGUGCUGAGCGGCAAACUGGUGGUGUCGCAGCAUCAGCGCGCCCUGCACAUUGUGUUUCCCCAUCAGUUCCUAGACUCGCCGGAAUGGUUUGGCGUCUCGACCGAUGACUACUUUCAGGUCUCCAUCAUGGCCAUGGAGGAGUCGCGCGUGCUGAUCUGGCAUCGCGACAAGCUCAAACUGUCAAUUAUGGCCGAGCCCUUCUUGCAGACCGUCUUCGAUCACAUUCUGGGCCGGGAUGUGGUCAAGAAGCUAAUGCAGGUCACCCAGGUGAGCGAGUCGAUAGCCAGCAAUGGCUUCCUGCCCUCUGGUGGAUAUGCUGAGGAUGCGGAGGACAAGCCCAUGUUGAUACUCAAGAAGAGUGUGGAUGUGGGACACGGACUGACGGCCCUGAUCAACCGGCAGCUACAGGCCCUGCCUAGGAUAUCGAAGUAUUACGAUUGCGCUGGGGAUCCGAAUUCUUGGCGCCUUGGAAGGAUCGAUGAAACGGAUCACGAAACGGCCGUUUGAGAGGGAUCCAGAUGAAAUGUUUAGACUUGUGUUUUUGAGUAUUAUUAGGUGUAUAUUUUAGGCAAUACUGAGGAACGAAAGCUGAGGAAAUCCGACAGAAAGGCUCCACGGAACCUGAGUGCCAUGAGUUGGUAUACAGAAUUAUUUAUACAUACAUAUAUAUACUAUAUGAAGUAAAUAACAAUUUGGCUAUGGGUAUUCUUCUAUUAUAGACUCGGGCAUUACUUAAGAUUAUCCUGUCCUUAAAUUCGGUUUGUGACAAUGAAAAAACAAGAACGUCACACGAUUAUAUUAAAGCCAAAAUUGUUCUUAAGUAUAUUAUUCGGCAUACAGAAAUUGUACUAAUUUUAUAUUUUUAAAUGAGUAGCCAAAUGAUAAAAUCGUUUCUGAAUUGGAUUUAUUAAGGUCACUCGAGCACUCGAGAGGAAUACGCCUAAGAAAGUGAAUGGAAAUAUACAUAUGUAUAUGUAUACAAGAAUUAUACAUUAAUUAAAACUAGAAUAGUUGCAAAUUGUAUUACGCUAAAACUACGGAUUAGACGAAUGACAAACCAAAACGAGAAUUAGAAGGAAAACAACUGAAUGAGAUGUUAAAAUAUUAAAUGGAGAAAGAUGUAUUUUUUUAUUACCCUACAUUUAAGAGAUUAUAACCGAAAGAAAUCGGAGAAAGCCCAAAAGCAUUAAGUGUGAAAUAUGCAGAAUAUAAAUAGACGAUAUGUACAUGACUAUACAUAUACCAUAUGUAUGGGAAGUUAACGAAAAUAUGUUUGUGGCUCCCCGCUAAAUGCAAAGUUAGAGAACAUUCCAUCGUUGAUUAAACCUUUCAAGACCUAUAGCAAUCACUACAACUUUACAUACAGUUCCCGCCUAAAUUGUCACCUCAAUCAUCAACUUCCUGUGAAAGGAUUCGCAACCGAAAUGCUGGUUAGUCGAAUGAAGUGUUCAGUUAGUUUACCCAUAGACCUUUGAUAGUCCUUGUUGCUUUUGUAUCUAUGUGCCUGAAUUCAUGCAUGUGCAUCAAUCAAAAAAGUUAAAUAUUAUGAAAGCCCAAAGGUUAAUUUUGUUAAACCAUGAACAUUAGCUAGGUAUAACAAUAACGCAACCAACCAGCAUAAGUACGAACGCCUACGAAAACCAUAGUAUAUCCAAAAUAUUAUACUCUGGACCUAUCCGAGAAACAAAAACGAAGAAACCAACUUAAAAAACUGUAACCCCCACUCAUGGAGGUUUCAAUCUUUUAUUCUCGACUUAUUUGGUUGGAAUUUGGUUUCACACCCACAGUAUUUCCCCCUAAGUUAAAGCGCAUUGUAUUGUAUCGAUCCCAACGUUUGUCUCAUGUUAGUUAAUGAUUAGAAACAACAGAUCCCCAGAUCGACAUAGAUCAUACACAAAACUACAACCAAACCAAACCGAACUAAACCAAACCAAAACAAAUAGUUCAAUGUAUUUCGUACCUUUGAGCAUAAUUAAAAAUAAAGUAAAAUGGAAAUGGUAUAAAAACAAA
Drosophila sechellia is the source of this 3441-nucleotide messenger RNA. RefSeq names its product popeye domain cAMP effector bves (gene bves). Gene Ontology annotation, biological process: striated muscle cell differentiation; heart development; regulation of membrane potential. Gene Ontology annotation, cellular component: sarcolemma. The coding region runs from base 742 to 1938 and encodes 398 amino acids. Gene Ontology annotation, molecular function: cAMP binding. Lineage: Eukaryota; Metazoa; Arthropoda; Insecta; Diptera; Drosophilidae. The transcript is spliced from 8 exons. The record is from RefSeq and is a predicted model, not a curated record.